This is a messenger RNA of Oryza sativa Japonica Group (Japanese rice), 865 nucleotides long. The record is from RefSeq and is a predicted model, not a curated record. NCBI's taxonomy places the organism in Eukaryota, Viridiplantae, Streptophyta, Magnoliopsida, Poales, Poaceae.
AAGAAAAAACCUCAGUUUACUCGAGUAUCUUCCCCUCCUUCCCUUCGGCGCAAAAGAACGAGAAAUCUCCCGUCCCGUGGUCUCCUGACGAGCCGCGGCUGAACAGGGGAGGAGGCGCCGAUCUCCAUCCGGCGAGCAGAGCAGAGCAGGGGAUCCUGUGACACGUACCAAAUACAAAGAGCCCACAAAGGCACUAAUCUACUGGCCUAAUCUAUCCAAUCCAGGAGGCAACCCAGCCUGGUAAUAUAUUGGAUCGGUGCUUGAGGUUGAGGGGGAAGCAAAGCACGAUCGACCAGGAACCAGGCAGGCAGCCAAGGUGAGGAAGGAGAAGAAGCUGAGAGCCUCUCCCUGCUUAGACGUCCCUGUGCAGCGGCCUGGGAGUUUCCCAGCCUGCUCUCACCUGGCUGGCUAGAUCCAGCGGUCAUCCCUGCCACGAGGAAUGGGCCUGUGGACGUUGCUGGAGGGCUUUUUGCUUCUCGCAAAUGCAUUAGCGAUACUAAAUGAAGACCGCUUUCUUGGCCCCAGAGGAUGGAGCAUGUCUGAAGUCUCAGGAAAUGGACAAACCAAGUCACUGAAGGGUCAGAUUGUAGGGCUCAUCUAUGCCACACAGUUCUUGAGGAUGCCGUUGAUAGCGCUUAAUGUUCUUAUCAUUGUUGUGAAGUUGGUAUCUGGCUGAGACUGCAGGUUUCAGUUCUGGGGUUUGAUUUAAUUUCUGUUACAGCGUAAUGUAAAAGUAAUCACAGUAAAGAUUGCUGCAGUUAUGUUAAUUUGUCUCUAAUGUAUGCUGUUACUGUUCUAGUAAAUUAAUUCUGAGCCGCAAACUGUUUCUUUGGCACAUAAACCAUGAGAGUAUGUGGUCUGGCGA